CGACAGUGGCAGGACAGGACGUCUUCCGUGGCUGGCAGCCUGCCCCAAGAUGGCAUCGACGGCUGCUGCGGUUAGUGUGAAAGACACAUUUGGAUCGGCGUAUAUUGGUGCAAUGAUCAUGAUGAUCUUGUAUGGAAUAACAUGUCUCCAAACCUAUCUCUUCUUUUUCAACUAUCCGAAGGACUCAUUACCGAUAAAAUUCCUCGUGUCUGUUUUAUGGGUUCUGGAUACGUUCCACAUCUCUUUGGUCUCCCAUACGAUGUACCAUUAUCUGAUUACGAAUUUCAACAAUGUACCUGCUCUUGACAUCGAAGUCUGGUCCCUUCCUUUAUCGUUAGGCAUGAACGUUGUCAUAGCGUUUCUUGUUCAAUGUUUCUUUACGCACAAAAUUCACGGGUUGAGUGGGAGAAACUGGUGGAUAACAGUUCCAACGGCACUUUUUGUUGUGGCACACUUUGGUUUUGGAAUAGAAACGAUGGUUGAAUUUUUCAUUAAGGGAGAGUUCAGACGACUAUCGGAGCUGUUAUAUUACGCUGCACUACCGUUUGCGAUUACAGCGAUUAUAUCAGACGUUGCAAUCACCGCAGCAUUAUGUUAUUUACUUCAACAUAAGAAGACUUCAUUCCAAUCGACGAAUACACUCAUUAACUACCUUAUUCUAUACGCCAUCAAUAGGUGCUUGCUGACAUCGAUAAUGGCGAUUGUGGAGGUCAUUGUGUUCGUUACACUUCCGAACACAUUCUGGUUCCUUGCAAUUGACUUUAUCAUUGGGAAAUGCUAUGUUAACUCCUUACUUGCAACGCUCAACUCACGUCACGCUCUCAGAGGCAAGGGUCUCGACAUGGACAGUCGAGGCAAACUAUCUACGGAGGAUGGUUUUUCGCCUACUACUAUUGAGAUUGCUGGUGUGACACCGUCGAUGAUAUCGAGGAGUCGAAUGCAGACACAGACUGGGAACAUGUCCUCCAGUUGUGGCGGGACGUCCCGAACGACGGAAACGAAGUCGAUAGAACUGAAAGAAUUGAAGACGCCUACGGACGAAAUACGAGCACAUGUGUCCAUCGUAUCACACAGCGAUAGACACUCCUGCGAACGAGGAGAAUGUCAUGACUCAUAACGUUUAUGUCUCUUUUCGUGCCUUUCCCUUGUGCUAACGUGUCGUUUUAUCUUUUAUUCGUUUUUAUGGUUGUUCUGUUUAUCUAACUCACCUGAUUUCUUCUUUCUGCUUACAUGGAGGAUCUCGCAGUCUUGCUUUCUCGUAACUCAUUUCUUGAGGUGAUGUAAUGCUAUCCCUUUCACUACCCGUCUUUCGCCCACUUGUUUGGCUGAGUCUUAUUUCUUUGGAUUUACGCGGAUGGAUUGGUGGCAGGUUCAUCUUUCUUUGGUCAAUGUCUUUUGUCGUUCCCCUUUCUUUUCCGGUCACUCCUUCCUGUCUACCUUUUUUCAGGUUCAGACCCGUUUCGGUUUGAGAUAUUCUUGCUCUUGAUUGCAUUUCUUCAAAUGUUCUUUGUGUUAUCGCAUGUAUCUCAUUACUUGUACGCACUGGAAUCCG
Messenger RNA from Fomitiporia mediterranea MF3/22, 1552 nucleotides. RefSeq lists its product as uncharacterized. The record is from RefSeq and is a predicted model, not a curated record. The coding region runs from base 50 to 1117 and encodes 355 amino acids. The transcript is spliced from 24 exons. Lineage: Eukaryota; Fungi; Basidiomycota; Agaricomycetes; Hymenochaetales; Hymenochaetaceae.